AGAGGAUUACAGGAGCAACAAUGUUUAUUAUUGUUUAUUGACGAAGUGUGUGAAUAAAUUUUUUUUUUAUUGUAAAAAAAAAUUAGUGAAAAAAAAAUAGUUUUUUUGGUUAAUUUUGUUGUUUAGCCGGAACUACCGGUUAAUGGGAAGACAACCAUCAUUCCAACAACUCGAUUUCUUUUGGAGUAUAUAUUUGUUGUUCUCGUGCACAGUGAAUCCGCGUGCGGGCGUCGCACACGAAACCCUUCCUGCAUGAUCCAGCUGGGAAUUUAGAAGGGGAAAACAAAAAAUGUCGAGCAGAACAAGUUCGAAAGAUGUUCCGCUGAUGGUUGUUGUAUCUUCUUCGACAGAAGAAACGGAAAUUAUUUAUUAGGAAAUUUAUCAGGAAAAGAAGAAGAAAAAUUAAGAAAUUAAGAAGAUUUUUUUUUUGAAGAGUGGAACGAGGGAAGAUAAAAAAAAUGUUGGGUGUUAGUCAGCCUGGUAAUCCGCCAUCGAGCCUCAGGCAUUCGGCGAGUUUUUCCUGUUUACAGAGAGGUUCGAGCGAAAGUCAUCAUCAUCAUCAUCGUAAUCGAACAUCAACAUUGCCACAGCAGCCUUUACAGUUAAGUACACAUCAGUACGGUGGUCUCAGUUCACUUCCACAUCAUCAGACGCAAAUUAAUAAUUAUUCCAACGACUCACGUAAUAGAGAUGUGACUCUCGAUCAUCCUUACAUUGAUUCCAAUGAUUAUGGCUUCGUGAGAAUUAGACCUAGAUUGCAUAGUACAAAUGCAAUUCUCCUACACGAAGACGAUCAUCGACAAGUCUCACCAACCGAUUUGGACAAAAAUCUCGACUAUUAUCCAAAGGAUGAAAAAAAUCGGGAGAAAAAUCAUCAAAAUCCGCUAAAAGGUGCUUUGGUUCUGUUCACAGCCUCCACGUCGUCCUGGUGGAAGACAAAACAACGUGAUGAACAACAACAACAACAACAACCCAGUAUCACCUCCUCGUCAUCAGAGAGAAAAUGGUCAAAUAAUAAGGAACGUAAAUGGUCAAUGAAUUCACCAGACGCAAAAUGGAACAAUGGCUCUUGCUCGGGUCAAGAUCGUAAAUGGCGAUCACUUGGCGCACUUUUACGAACACCAGUUGCCAAUAAUGAUUCCCAAUCGCGAUCCUUCUUCUAUCACAAUGCCAGUGCGUCAAUGAUUGAGAAUGGCGAAAAUUCGGAAAAUUCACGAAAUAAUAAUAAUAAUAACAACCAAACUUGUUAUUCGGCGAGAGUUGUUUCAAAAACGACGCAAUAUCGUGAAAAGGAAUUUUCCCUAUCGAAUCGAAGACUGAAAGUUGGUCGACGAUUAUUUCAGGAGGAGAAACGUGAAAACACUGCCGCCACUGAUGAAGACUGGAUGAUGCCAACGACGCGUAAUCAAGAAUCUUCGGAGAAUGUGAUGACAAAAAAUUCCGAGGAGAAUCGAACGACAAGAUCAAAUAGAGCGCAAAGUUUUUAUCUUUUAGAUGAUUUUUUAAGACCACAACCAGCGCAAGCGGCAUUUAUGAAAUGUCAAUCGUCAUCUUCGGGAACGUCGUAUUCGCGUUCGGGAAAUAAUGAUCAGAGAUCAAGUGAUAAUAGUAGGCAAAUAGUGACGACGACAACGACGACAACGACGACGGGUCAUAAUUCGAGUCAGAGGAAUGUGACGAAUAUAACACCGCCGAGGAGGCAUAAUUCGAGUUCGGAUAGUCUUGAGGUCGCCACUAGUCCUCUACCGCCGCCAGUGCCGCCACCACCGCCGCCGCAACUCACCAGCAGUCGCGAUAGGGAACGUGAUAAGGAGAAACAUGAGAGUUUGAGGGAAAAGGAUGUUUGUCAUUGCAGAAGAUGUUGGGCUAUUCUUCAGCAGAAAUGGUAUCAUGAGGAGAGUCCCGCGACGCUGCACAAAAAUGUCGGCGGUGGAGGGACGAAAGUUAGUGGCAAAGCAGUCGAUGGUGUCGGAUCAGCGACACUCAGCUCACUGUCGUCCAUUAACAAUUCCACUAACACAAGCCGGAAUAAGAAUAACCCAGUGUCCCACGAGAAGUUGCCGUCUCCCAGUGAGAGAGAGUUUUGGAACGUUAAAACGACACGAUUGGAUCGAACGGACAACAAUAAUGCCAACAACUCUAAUGCCAAUACCAUUCACAAUCUUCCACUUCACGAUUCACUCAAUUCUAGCUCUAACGUCGACGGUUAUUGUGGAAGAUUGCCAAUGACACCCGCGGAGGCCACGAAAUACUUCGGCUCAAAGCUCACGGAAUUUGAGCGAGCCGAAAUCGAAAAGUACUCGGAGAUCUGGUACUUAGGCCUAUCAGCAUGUAAAAUUCAUGGUGAGGAGGGUGCAUCGCAAAAUGGUGGCUACGAUGAUGACAAUGGCAGUUACAAUAAAGUUCUCCAUGACCACAUCUCGUACAGGUACGAGAUUCUAGAAGUGAUUGGAAAAGGCAGUUUUGGCCAAGUGAUUCGCGCCUUAGAUCACAAAACUGGACAGCAUAUUGCCAUUAAGAUUAUUAGAAACAAAAAGAGAUUCCAUCAUCAGGCUUUAAUUGAAGUGAGAAUUUUGGAUCAUUUGAGGAAGAAGGACGCAGAAUCAAAUUCGCAACACAACGUGAUUCAUAUGUUAGAAUAUUUUUACUUCCGUAAUCAUCUCUGCAUUAGUUUUGAAUUAAUGAGUUUAAACUUGUACGAGUUAAUUAAGAAGAACAAUUACCAAGGAUUCAGUUUGAGUUUGAUACGUAGAUUCGCUAAUUCAUUGAUCAAUUGUCUCAGGCUGUUGCAUCGGGAAAAUAUCAUUCAUUGCGAUUUAAAACCGGAAAACGUUCUUUUGAAACAACGUGGCAGUAGUUCAAUCAAAGUUAUUGAUUUUGGAUCGUCCUGCUAUAGUCAUCAACGAGUUUACACUUACAUUCAAUCGAGGUUCUACAGAAGUCCAGAAGUGAUUCUAGGUCUUCCUUAUGGAACACCAAUUGAUAUGUGGAGUUUGGGUUGUAUUUUAGCUGAACUUUACACGGGAUAUCCACUAUUUCCCGGAGAAAAUGAAGUUGAACAACUCGCAUGCAUCAUGGAAGUUUUGGGAAGACCGCCAGAGCAACUAAUUAAUCACGCAUCACGUCGUAGACUCUUCUUCGAUUCGAAAGGAAGUCCUCGUUGUUUGACAAACAGUAGAGGAAGAAAACGAAGACCCGGCGGCAAGAGUGUGGCGAUUGCUCUUCGUUGUCACGACACAUUGUUCGUUGACUUUGUCAGCAGAUGCCUCGAAUGGGACGCGAAGAAACGAAUGACACCGGACGAGGCGAUGAGACACGAAUGGUUGAAUUCAUCAUCAUCACAUUUGAGUUCAUCGAGCUCGACAAUGACGUCGUCAGUUGGCAGUACAGCCGUGAGCGCUGUUGUCGAUGCAUCGCAGCAAAGUCAUGCGCAAUCGGUGACAGUGCAAAAUGUACCACGACAACGUGCAACAACAAUGGAAGAUCCACAACAACUUUAUUCACUUUAUAGGCUUUAUCGUGGCAGGAAAUGUGUCUCGAAAAUCACAACCCUCGACAAUGCGGAUUCUGGCGGUGGUUUAGUGGUUAAAAGUAAACUUAAUGGUAGCGCCAGCAGUCAUGCUCUCGCCGUUGGCACACAACCAGCAACCUCUAGACACGCAUCAACUGGUGAUAUUGUCGCCAGCCUCGAUCCCAAUCUAGACGACUCCGGCACUUUUUUACCACCGAUCUUAUGAAGUCGGGUCUGCGCUAGCCACUUUUAAAAAAAAAUAUAAAUCCCGAUCUAAACUCGCUUUUAAUUUAAUUUUCUUUUUCAAUUUUGAAAGGUGCAUCCUCAUCUAAUCCCUACUUAGAUAGAAAUUGUCAUAUACAAAAAAUGACAAUAAAUUCAAAUUUUCGUUUUUUGAAAGCGAGUUUCAUCGUCAAUCAUUUUAAAGCCCCAAAGUGGUUAGCUAGAUGAAUUUUAUUAUUCUCAUGCUGUUAGGCCAAAAUCGACCUAAAGGAGACGCUAGACUGAUAUCGCGACUGGAAAAAUUUUAGACGAUCGCAUGAUAUUUAUAAUAGACAAAAAAAAAACGGUAUGAUCUGAUCUUGUUCCGUAAUUCGUAUAUAUGUAAAUGUUUAUUAUCAGAGCGCCACUCGACGAUUUUCACUUCAAAAAUCAAAAGAAAAAAGAAACGCCAUCUUUCUUCAGUGAAUUCAUAAAAUUCCAAUCAAUGAGAAGAGAGGGUGUUUAAAAAUACUGUGAAUAUCGUCAAAAAAAUUCAAACGAAAAAUGCUUUCCCUGUCAUCGUGUAUACGUGUUUAAAAAUGUUAAUCGUUAAUUUUUUUGGUAAAAAGUAAAAAAAAGCUACAAGCUGCCCUUUGACUGAGUGCGCGUUUAAUUUUUUUUUUGUUCGAUGUUCUUGUGAAUUUUCACUUGAAUAUCAAACGGAAACGGAAAGAAGAAUUCUCUGAUACGCGGGCAAGCCUCUGCCUCCCCUCCCUCUUAAUCGAGGGCUGAGUAGUCUUAUUGUGAUAUUAAACUACCACUGUCUUACUUAGAUCUCUGAUAAAUUAGGAUUACUAAUGAUAAUUUCGUUAAUUAUUACUAUUAAUUAUUUUCUUAUAUAUGCAUAUACAUAUAUAUAUUUCUUAUAUAUAUAUAUAUAUAUAUAUAUAUAUAUAUGUAUACAUAAAUAUAUGUAUAUGCUUAAAAUAAGGCUAUACUGCCUUUUUUUAAUUGAUACCGUUGAUCAAAUAGCCGAUAAACCACACGGCAUCUAUCGAUUGUACAGAGUUUUGUUUUUUUUUAAUUAGACAUCGAGAUUUUUAUCCCUUUUUUUCUGUCUCGUGUCAUUUUUUUAGCUUGUAAAAAUAUUACAUAGAUGAAUAUAUUAUUGAACUUUGUUAAUUUUAUUUUAAAAAAAAACUGCUCUGUUUCCCGUCUGUAAAUUUUUAUAGCAAUUUCUAUUUUUAAUGUGUGUUCCUCUGGUGAAAAUCUUUUUUUAAAUAUGGAAAAAAUACAGUUGAUAAAAAAAGAGGAACUUUUUUAUGAGCGUAUAACUUUAUCGAUUUCGGGAAGUGAAAUAGCACAGGUGGCAAGGUCCCGGAUUGUACAACUCAACGCAAUAGGGGUUCGAUUCUCCUUGGGGAUUUUUUUUCCAUAUUCUCAUUAUAUGAGAUUUUUAAUAUUUUCAAAUUAAAUUUGAAUUUCGUUGACAAUUUUAACUUUUAAUUAAUUGAAUAAUUACAAACCGUUUUUUUUAAAUGUAGAGGGUAUUUUAAAAUUUUUAAUUAUUAGGAAACUGAUAAUUUUUGAAAAAAAGCAUUCACGGGAAGAAUCGAACCCCUUGAUGGUAUAUUGAAUUUACAAGUGAACUUACCAACUGUGCAAUUUUUCAUUGAUGAAUUUCGAUAAUUUUACUUUGUGCUCGUAAAUUUUAGCAAAAAAAAAAAAAAUUAUAAAAGGACAAGAUUAAUUAUUACUAUAGGCUAGCGAUUUGGCGUAUUUAAAAAAAAGGAAAAAAAUAUCGAUUCAACCCUUUUUUUGUGUUUAAAUUGUAAACGACACAGUGGGAACAAAGAAUAAAAAAACAAACUGGAGCAAAAAUUCGUCAUCACGAAUUGUUCAAAUCUCAAUAAUAAUAAUAAUUAUAAUAAUUAUAAUAUUAAUUAAAAUAAUAAUAAUAACAACACUAAUAAUAAUAUUAUAAUAAUAAUUUCGGAACAAUUUCAAAAUAAAAGAAUCAAAAAUUUCGAUUGUUUUUGGUUUAAUUUUCGAAACCGUGAUUUCUUCAUCGAAAGGGAAGAAAAGACAGUGGACUAGUCGUUACUUGCGGAUGUAUUUUACGGCGGCUUAAUCGUUUUCGAAUUUUUAAAAAAAAUUAUUUUCCUCCCUCAUCCUGAGAAUAAAAAGAAACAGAACGAUUUUCGUGAUUUCGCUGUUAAUACAUCUCGUUUAUUUUACAAUUAUUAGUCGAAUUAUUUACUGCUCCUAAUCUCAGGAUAGAAGAUGAAAAAUAAAAAUAUCUAGACAGUGUGUGUGAGUAGUCUAAAUCACUUUCUAGAGAGAGCGAGAGAGAAAGAGAGAAAAGAAAAAGAUUUGCUCCAAACAUGACAAAGAGCUGACCAUAUAAAAACUUUAUUUGCAAUAAAAAUUUUCUUUUUAAGAAAAAAAAAUAAUUAUAAACGGUCCAGCUCCAGAUUUUACAAUUUAGCCAACUAGCCUAGUAGGACAAUCAAGUCUUUUUUAAGUCUUCAAGAUCUUCAGUUCUUAAAUGAAGAUCAUCGUCUGUUAAUUUUAAUUUUAAGAUCCAUUUGUUUUCUAUUUUUUUUUUUUUUGUUUUUCUAAUCAAAAAUCCUCGUUUAUAAUAAUCGAAAAAUUGUUUCGUCUAUACGUACAUUGAGAUUUUCGUUUUACAUUUAUUAUACAUAUUAUAUAUUCAUAUACACUUAUUGAUUAAUUUGAAAAAAACAAUCUUCAUCGAGAGAUUAAUUUGUACGCAAUUUUAUUUGCAAAAAAAAUGUAUGAAAUUUGCAUGUGACAAAAUAGAGGAAAAAAAACGAACCGAGUAUUCGAUGCACGAUCUAUAGUGAGAAAGAAUAUAAUAUUAAAAAUGAGACUCGUGAGAAUGAGUGAAUUUUUUUUUGUGAUUCGUAUAUAUAAAAUAAUGUUUAAAUACCUUUUCUCUCCCCUCCCCCCCACCUACGAACCUAAAAUGUUAUAAUGACGUCAAAACGAGGUCGUCAUUAAUUUCUGCCUGACUUUUUAGUGUAUUACUAUAUGCAAAUGAAGAAUUGAUAACAAUAAACAAUAAGGUAAUACGAAAAAAAGAAAAAAAAUAAAUAAAAAUAAACAUUAGUGUAAAGGUAAUCGACAUUAUAUUGCGAAAAGAAAUAAGCCCAACCGAAGCAUCAUCACCUUUUGUAUCAUUUGUUCGUUUGUUUUUAUCUUAAUGCGUUUGUCUUUCAUUCUUAAUGUAAUAACUAUACAGUACCAAGAUGACUGUCACUCCCAUGAUGAUUAUCUUGUAUGUACAUAAAAAAAACUAAUAAAGAUUAUACAUAAUACGAA
This is a messenger RNA of Leptopilina heterotoma, 7057 nucleotides long. Its product is annotated as probable protein kinase DDB_G0277539. The coding region runs from base 459 to 3737 and encodes 1092 amino acids. The transcript has 10 exons. The record is from RefSeq and is a predicted model, not a curated record. Lineage: Eukaryota; Metazoa; Arthropoda; Insecta; Hymenoptera; Figitidae. Gene Ontology annotation, biological process: peptidyl-serine phosphorylation; peptidyl-threonine phosphorylation. Gene Ontology annotation, molecular function: ATP binding; protein serine/threonine kinase activity; protein serine/threonine/tyrosine kinase activity. Gene Ontology annotation, cellular component: nucleus.